Prunus avium (sweet cherry) is the source of this 1621-nucleotide messenger RNA. Its product is annotated as putative FCP1 homology domain-containing protein C1271.03c. The record is from RefSeq and is a predicted model, not a curated record. NCBI's taxonomy places the organism in Eukaryota, Viridiplantae, Streptophyta, Magnoliopsida, Rosales, Rosaceae.
UUUGAAAUCUUCUUAAAAACAUACCGAUAAAUCCGCCCCCCCUCCUCUCCCUCGCUUUGUCUCUCUCUCUCUCUCUCUCGCGAACUCAGAGGACUUCGUCAUUCGCAGCGACGCUGGAUACAAAAAAGGCGCACAGAGAAAGGGAAUGAUUGAAGAUUUUGCAAAACGUGGGGAGACAGACCUACUUAGGCAAAUAGUGGAAAACGAUCAGUCCAAGAAAAUAAUAGCUUAUGAUCAAGAGUACUAGUUCCUUUUCAAUGACCAAGGGCGAAGUGCAAGUUAAUCUCUUAGCAAAUUCAGCACCUCGGCCUUCCUUGCCUUCCUUUGUUAGAAUUCGGGCGAUGGGUAUGGAAACUACCAAAAAUAAUGUGAAAUCGAAUCAAGUGUUGAAAAAGAAAACAAGAAGGAGACGUAGGAUGAAGAAAUCAAAUCUACUGCAAGAUACUAGUCUAUCUGAUAACCUGCGUCAGGAAUAUGGUCAGAGUGACACUAAUCAUAUGCAUAGAUUGUCAACUUUAAGUCUAGUUGAUGAAAGAAGUGAUGACAUAGUAGUUAUUUCAUCAGGAGCUGUUAAAACUAUGAAUGAAGUGGACCACAGCUCAGGGAUUUCAAAUAGGUCAAUUGUGAGAACACCUGUUUGCGAUAUAGAGAAAAAGCUUCUUAUUCUUGAUAUUAAUGGACUACUUGCGGAUAUAGUCUCUCCUCCUCCAAAGGGACUUGCAUCUGACAAACGAAUUGCAGGGCGGGCAAUUUUCAAGAGGCCCUUCUAUCUUGAUUUUCUUAAGUUCUGCUUUGAGCAUUUCGAAGUGGGUGUGUGGUCUUCAAGAUCCAAGAGAAUUGUGGAACGAGUGCUUGAUUAUCUGAUGGGUGAUAUGAAGCACAAGUUGCUGUUUUGUUGGGAUCUAUCCCAUUGCACUGCAACAGGGUUCAGGACUCUAGAAAAUAGGCAUAAGACCUUGGUUUUUAAGGAACUGAGGAGAAUAUGGGAAAAACACGACCCUAGUCUUCCAUGGGAGAAGGGCGUUUAUAAUGAAUCAAAUACAUUGUUGUUGGAUGAUUCCCCCUACAAAGCCUUGCUUAAUCCUGCACAUACCGCAGUCUUUCCUCAUCCAUACACGUUCCAACGAGGGAGCGAUUCUUCGUUAGGUCCUGGAGGUGAUCUUCGGGUCUAUCUGGAAGGUUUGGCUGCUGCUGAAAAUAUACAGGAGUUUAUAGAGCAAGAGCCAUUUGGCCAAAGUCCUAUUAAUGAAAGUAGUGCAUCUUGGCCCUUCUACCUCAGGGUUCUUAGUACGGUGUAUUCUGUAGAUACCACCAACAUGACCUGUAAUUCUACCGUUCAGCGUUAGGUAUGAGUUUUGCAUUUCUUAUAUUUUGCUCUUGCCAUCCUUCGUGCCUUAUGUGGAGCUUUGCUCGGCGUAUUCUUCCAAAGCUUUGUCAAACAACUGGAGCUGGUGACUUACCAAAACAGCCAUAGGUAAUAGAAAAAUUGACCCCACAAAAACUUGUAAUUGAAGUGUUUUUUUGAAACAUACAUUGGAAAUUUACUUCCUGCUCCAUCCAUAUUGGAGAAUCUCUUAUGUCAUCCUUAUUUUUUGGUCAAGGAAUGGAACAGUCGAUUUCA